Molecule: messenger RNA, 1157 nt
Organism: Trichoderma citrinoviride
Lineage: Eukaryota; Fungi; Ascomycota; Sordariomycetes; Hypocreales; Hypocreaceae
Product: homoserine kinase
Exons: 3
Coding region: 6-1085 (359 amino acids)
Biological process (GO): L-threonine metabolic process
Molecular function (GO): homoserine kinase activity; ATP binding
Source: RefSeq, a predicted model, not a curated record
CCACGAUGGAGUCAUUCGUGAUCAAGACGCCCUGCUCCAGCGCCAACAUUGGCCCCGGCUUCGAUGUCAUCGGCCUCGCCCUGUCCGUCUACCUCGAGCUGCACGUCACCAUCGACCGCUCCAAGACCAAGUCCGAGCACCCGCUCAACUGCCGCGUCACGUACGAGGGCCAAGGCGAGGACUCGGGCGACAUCAGCCUCGACCCGCAGAACAACCUCAUCACCCGCGUCGCGCUCUACGUCCUGCGAUGCCACGACCAGCGCAGCUUCCCGGUCGAGACGCACGUCCACAUCAAGAACCCGAUUCCGCUGGGCAGGGGACUGGGAAGUUCCGGAGCGGCGGUCGUGGCUGGCGUGAUGCUGGGCAAGGAGGUUGGCGGGCUGCAUCACUUGGAUCAGGACCGGCUGUUUGACUAUUGCUUGAUGAUUGAGAGACAUCCUGACAAUGUCGGCGCCGCCCUCUUUGGAGGCUUCGUCGGCACCUACCUGAUGCCAUUGAAGCCCGAGGAUGCUUCCAGAGUCGAGAUCCCCCUCAGUGAAGUGUUGCCCGCACCGGCAGGAGGUGUGGACACCGGCAAGCGUCCCCCGGAGCCACCGCACGGAAUCGGCCACCACAUCAAGUUCCCCUGGAACAAGGAGAUCAAGGCCGUCGCCAUUAUCCCCGACUUCAUCGUCCCCACGCACGACGCCCGAGCUGUCCUGCCGCCACACUACCAGCGCACCGAUGUGGUAUUCAACCUCCAGCGGAUAGCCCUGCUCCCUGUUGCCCUCGGCCAGUCGCCUCCUGACCCAGAGCUCAUCAACCUGGCCAUGCAAGACAGAGUCCACCAGCCCUACCGCCAGACUCUGAUUCCCGGCCUGUGCGAGAUUGUCGAGUCCAUGUCGCCAAAGUCCCACCCGGGGUUUCUCGGCGUCUGCCUGUCCGGCGCCGGCCCCACCAUCCUGGCCCUUGCCGUGUCCAACUUUGAGGAGAUUGCCAAUGAGAUUAUUGCGACUCUGAGGAAACACAACGAGAACAAGAACCUGGACUGCCAGUGGCUGGUCCUGGAACCUGCGGAGGGAACGCACGUGGUUCGAUCGAGCUGAUGAAGAAGACGGAGGUGAUAGUCUGUGUAGGCGUUUCGGUAACUCUCCCCUUGGGUUAUGGUAUGGGCGUUU